Molecule: messenger RNA, 3266 nt
Organism: Polypterus senegalus (gray bichir)
Lineage: Eukaryota; Metazoa; Chordata; Cladistia; Polypteriformes; Polypteridae
Product: Krueppel-like factor 13
Exons: 2
Coding region: 181-873 (230 amino acids)
Biological process (GO): regulation of transcription by RNA polymerase II
Molecular function (GO): DNA-binding transcription factor activity, RNA polymerase II-specific; RNA polymerase II cis-regulatory region sequence-specific DNA binding
Source: RefSeq, a predicted model, not a curated record
GGGCUGGGUUCUGCCCAGCUCGUCAACAGGCGUCGCGUCACGGCGCAGCGCCCCCCGGGAGGGCGGAGAAAGCGACCGAGAGAGAAAGAAGGGGCAGCAGCAGCAGGCACUAUCUCAGACACAAAGGGAGCUGCCCACUGUGUCUCUGGCAGCUGCUAUAAUCUGGGAGUCGGGACCCAUAUGGCUACCUUCGCUUCUUCUGACUAUUUCGCGGCUGAGUGCCUGGUGUCCAUCUCCAAUGGCGCAGUGGUGCACUCGCCGUACCGCGUGGCUAGCCCGGCCCCUGAAGCGGACGCCUCAACUGAAGAUCGAGAGGUUCGGGAGACUUUGCGGGAAGGGAGGAACGGCAUGAUGAGAGUGGCCGGCAUACUGAGUGAUCUACACAACAAGUUUCGCCCCAUGUCCGCUUUCUCGGAAAGCAGUAACUCCUCAGUCGGAGACCCCGAGAGCUCGUCGUGCGGGGAGAGCGGCUACACCACGCUGUCCGACACGCCGACCCCCACUCCCAGUGGGGGGAGCUCACCCGUCAGGAGACACCGUUGCACUUUCGCCGGCUGUGACAAGGUGUACGGGAAAUCGUCGCACCUGAAAGCGCACAUCAGGACACACACCGGAGAGCGCCCUUUUCCCUGCACAUGGCCUGGCUGUGCCAAGAAGUUUGCACGAUCCGAUGAGCUCGCUCGUCACACCAGGACUCACACAGGCGAGAAGAAGUUUGCUUGUCCACUGUGCGAGAAGCGCUUCAUGAGAAGCGACCAUCUGUUGAAGCAUGCCCGUCGCCAUCCCGAUUUCCACCCCAGCCUGCUUUCCAGGUCCAGCUGUCGAAGUCGGUCACCCUGCAGUCCCUUGGCUAGCCCCGCCAACUUUCUGUAAGAAGAGGGUUUUUGGGGUGUUAGAAAUGCUCUCAGGAAAAGCUCUUGCAGCAAAACCAACACACCACCUCGCUCUAGAAGACACAAAAAAUAUAUUAUUAUUAUUCUCAUUAUUCUGUAUGUUCACUCACUCUUUGUGUGUGAACGUUUGUAGCACAUGUUCAUUUUGGUGAAGAACAUGGGAGCCUGUGAUGUAGCAGGGUGUGGACAAAAAAAAAAUCCUUGGAGGUGACCACUGUCUUUGAGUCAAUGUGUGGCCCCUGCUGUUCUUUUUAAAACUACGCAUCACUGAAAGGUGCGCCGUUUUACAAGUCCUUGAUUUGAUUGCUUGGUAGAGGUUGUGAGGGGUUUCCGUUCACAUUAACACCACAGGUGUGCCAGUCGCCUCGCUGGAGCACCGGCUGAGAUGUUAUCCGAUGUCCACUAAUCCAAGGACUUGAAGUCCUCUUCAGCCCCAUUGCCGUUUAGGAUAGAGUCGUUUUUGUUGUUUUUUGCUCUUGCUGUUAAAUAGUUGAGCUUUUUUUAAUGCUACUCCUUAUAUUAGGGUGAAUUUUAAAAUAAAUUGUAUAUAUAUAUAUAUAUGCAUAUCUUUCUAUUUUGAGAACAUACCAUAUUCAGAUACAUGAGGUAUGGAUUUCAUUUGAGAAUAGAUAGCACAAGGCUGCUUUUCAAAAAUUAAUCCACUGCCUUAUAUAUAAUUUUUUGGGGGCCAGUUUCUUCCUGUUGAAAGAAAUUAAAUGUUCUUAAACCACAGCGUGUUUGUUUUCAGGAGACUUUGAGUUUUUCUUUUCAACUUCUAUAAUUUGAUGGCUUACAAGUGUAUAUCCAACCUUGAAGAGGACAAAGUGCAGCCAUCCUCCUUUUUUUUGGGUCAGAAGUACACUACGCUGGAUUUUCAGCACCAUCUGCACAAAGUCCUGCCAGCUCCUCGUGUCUACAUAUAAGCUGUGAGGCGGCAUGAUGGCCAUCCUUCUUCUAAAACGCCACACGUAGAAAGUCCAGUCUGCUUUUCCAAGCCUGCGUAGAUCAAACGCUUCCUCUUUGCUGCCACGUAGGUAGACUUUGCACAAUAAAACACAAAUCCUGUCUCCUCUGUGUAUUGCGUGCCCCUGUAAAAGUGGACAGUAAGAGUGUUUAGCAACACUGAACUUGGUGGGAUUGUGUGUUUAGGAAAACUGCCCGGUGCAGCGUGGGUAGUGGGUACAGGGGCCAAGGUGUGAAGUGUGUGCACAUUGAUGCCAGGGAGAGGAAUUGCAGGGAGCAUUUAGGAACGGGCAGAUUUUUAUUUUGGUUGUCAGGAUUCGAUUUCGUGCUUAUGUUUUAUUUUUUUCUUUCUAAAGAAUGCUGUGUUACUCUUCAGGUGUCUGAAGCUUCUAGGUUGUGUUUUAAGGUUGUCUGCUUUUGUUUUUGCUUGUUUUAAAAAAAAAAAAAUAGCAAUAGUUGUAAGGAGGUAAAGCCACCUGGUUUUGUUAUAUCCCAGUAAAGCAGUGCUUGAUGGGAACCCAAUUUGAAGUCAUUCAGUAUUUCUGUCCCUCAAGUCAGAUGCAUUUUUAUUGGUUUGAAACAUCCAUACCACACGAGAGAAAAGUAAAUAAAUAAAAGCUGGCAUUGUUAGUUGUAGUCUGAUUGAUCCUUCAUACGGUAAAUUGGUUAUAAAUGAUCAUGUUACGAUAUGGUGAAGAUCCCAAUCCCCCUCUGGAAUGGUCUGUGACUGGGAAAGUCUCAUUCCUGUCAAUACCUCUCCCUCUUUAACUGGAUGUUGAAGCAAACUGCUGGCAGUUGCCCUAGGGACUGAAACCCGAUCUUUGCAUAGGCCGCGCUGUAGAUGCACACGUUUUGAUGCUUUGCUUCCGUUUUCACCUCGACAGAUAAAAGAAAGUUUGCCCCUCUGCUCACCCACAAAGUUCUCAACAGAGCUGGGCAGGAGUUGGGGGGGAGAGCUCUUGGUUGCUACACCCCCUGACCAUGUGACUUUAGGACUGGGGGCCUUAUUGGCACUGCUGUUUAGUUAUAAUCUUCUUUGCUUGGCAGGGGAUAGUUUUUAAAGAAUUCCAAACAGGUGCUUGUUUUUGAAUUUAAAAACUUGUUUUGUAAUACUUUUUGGCCUAGUAUUUUGUCAUGUUUUGCUUAUUUAAUUUUUCUUGCAUAAUUUAUACAUUGAAAACUCAUGUUUCAAGUUGUACUUUCUCCUAUUUUCUUCCUCUGUUUAAAAUUAUUUAUUAAGAAAUCGGACAAGGCAUUUGGAUUUUUUUUUUUUCCUUUUUCAUCUGGAUUGGAGGUCUGUUGUACGAUAUUACAGUUUUGCCUUAUCAAAUGAAUAAAUGCAUUAUGUAACUAAAAGCUGUAAACUUUUCAAUGUGGCAGAUUUUAAUAAAAGCAAGUUAAUUUUUGUGA